GAGGAGGGCUCCCUGUCCGGCCCCGGCGUGGAGAAGGAAGCGGCGCAUCCCGAAGCAAAGCAGGCUGGACAAGAGGAGCCGGAGCCCGGGGAGCAGCCGGCCGCCUUCACCGCCACUUCCAGGGACUUCCACCCUACAUGGAGGCGAGGAACCAUGGCCUCGACGGCGAGCGAGAGGAGGGCGUUUGCUCAUAAAAUCAACCGGACGGUUGCUGCCGAGGUCAGAAAGCAAGUGUCCCGAGAUUAUGGCUCACCUCAGCUGUCCAAGAAACGAGGAGGCGCACACCACCCUCUGCCUCUGACGGAGGUGGUGGAGCCCGUGGACUUCGAGGAGUAUGUGAGCAGCCAUGCUCCUGGGGUGGAGCCCGGCCCCCUCAGACAGCUCAUGGAGUUCCCCCAGGACGACCUGGAGCUCCUCCAGCAGGACAAAGAGUGCACUACGCUGGAGCCGCCGCUGCCCGAGGAGGAGGACUCACUGGAUCCCAGAGUGAGAGAUGCCUUGGCAGUCUACACAGAUGACUGGCUUGUCAUUCAGAGGAAAUAUCAGCGCUACAGCACCGCUUACACCCCCCACAGCUCCGAGCGGCAGCGGGAGAGGCAGCGAGGCCUGGCCAAACAGACCUUUGAGCUGGACGAGGCCGCCGCUGCCGAGCGCCAGGAGGACCAGGAUGACGCAAAGCGCCGGUCGGUCAGCAUCGACGAGACCCCCCGGGGCAGCUGGGCCUCCAGCAUCUUUGACCUGAAGAACUCCUCCCCGGACGCCCUGCUGCCGUCCGUGCUGGAGCGGACGGCCGCCGAGGACAUGGACCGCCGCAACACGGAGGCUCGCCUGCAGGGGCGCCACGGCGACCUGCUUGGCCUGUACCCCCCGCCCGACGAGGAUGAAGCAGUGGAGAGAUGCUCUCCUCCUGAAGUGCCCAAGGAACAUUGUGGCCAGAGAAUCAUGGUCAAGUGUCUGUCCCUGAAGUUUGAAAUAGAAAUCGAGCCGAUAUUUGGAACUCUUGCUCUUUAUGACGUCAAAGAAAAGAAAAAGAUCUCGGAGAAUUUCUACUUCGACUUGAACUCGGACCAGAUGAAAGGGCUGCUGAAACCUCACACGCCUCACAUCGCCAUAUCCACUCUGGCCCGAUCGGCCAUUUUCUCCAUCACCUACCCGUCGGCUGAUAUCUUCCUGGUCAUUAAGCUUGAAAAAGUCCUUCAACAGGGAGACAUCGGAGAGUGUUGUGAACCCUACAUGGUUAUGAAAGAAUCCGAUUCCACCAAGCACAAAGAGAAGCUGGAGAAGCUGCGUCUCCAGGCGGAGCAGUCGUGCAGCCGCCUGGGCCGCUUCCGCAUGCCCUUCGCCUGGACGGCCAUUCACCUCCUCAACAUCGUGAGCAGCGUGGGAGGGAUGGACCGCUCCGACCCAGACUCCGACUCUGAACGGAAGAGCCACGGGACGUGGAAUGAGAGGAAGAAGAAGGGGUUCGAACGGAUGAGCGUCGGGGACGACAUGUGCAACUUUGCCACCUUCCGUCCGGCGACGCUCACGGUCACCAACUUCUUCAAACAGGAAGGAGACAGACUGAGUGAUGAAGACCUCUACAAAUAUCUGGCAGACAUGCGCAGGCCUUCCUCUGUUCUGCGGCGGCUGAGGCCAGUCACAGCUCAGCUGAAGAUCGACAUAUCCCCAGCUCCGGAUUCGCCUCAUUACUGCCUCUCACCAGAGCUGCUUCACGUGAAACCUUAUCCAGACCUGCGCGUUCGCCCCACCAAAGAAGUGCUGGAGUUUCCCGCUCGAUAUGUUUACACGCCACACACCACCUACAGGAACCUGCUGUAUGUUUACCCUCAAAGCCUGAACUUCAGCAGCAGGCAGGGCUCGGUGAGAAACAUCGCCGUGAAGGUGCAGUUCAUGGCGGGAGAGGAUCCCAGCCAGGCUUUACCGGUGAUCUUUGGAAAGUCGAGCUGCGCUGAGUUCAUGAAAGACGCCUAUACUCCCGUCAUCUACCACAACAAAUCUCCGGAGUUCUACGAGGAGGUGAAGAUGAAGAUUCCCGCCAACCUGACAGACAACCACCAUCUGUUGUUCACUUUCUACCACAUCAGCUGCCAGCCCAAACAGAACACUCCCCUGGAGACCCCCGUGGGCUACACCUGGAUUCCUCUAAUGCAGCACGGACGGCUGCGCUCCGGCUCCUUCAGCCUGCCCGUCUCUGUGGAAAAGCCCCCUCCGAGCUACUCUGUGCUCACCCCUGACGUUCAGCUCCCAGGCAUGAAGUGGGUGGAUAAUCACAAAGGAGUUUUCAAUGUGGAGGUGACGGCGGCCUCCUCAGUUCACACUCAGGACCAGCACCUGGAUAAGUUCUUCACUCUGGUCUACGUCCUGGAGGAGUACUCCUUCCCGUUUCGGCUGAAGGACGUCAUCAUAACCGAGGCCAACAUGGAGGGGGAGCUGAAGGCCAGCAUGGCGGCGCUCAGAGGCGCCCUGCUGGACACCUGCGUCCGCUUUCUGCAUCAGCUGCUCAACAAGCUCAUCCAGCUCAUCGUCUAUCCUCCGGUCAUCGCAGGACAAAUCGUGAACCUGGGCCGGGCGGCGUUCGAAUCAAUGGCUCUGCUGGUGAACCUGAUCCACAAAAACCUGGAGGGGAACCAGGACCAGCACGGCCGCAACAACCUGCUCGCAUCCUACAUCCACUACUGCUUCCGCCUGCCCACCGCCGAGCCCGUCGUCCCCGCAGCGGGAGGCGCUAACCAGUCCUAUGAGCUGCCGGUGCAGUACGCCACCAUCUCGAGGGCCACAGCUCGCCCCAGCAGCCUCCACCUCUCCCGCUCUAAAAGCAUCAGCAACUCCAACCCAGACCUGGCCACCACACCAGUGUCUCCUGACGAGGAGGUGCAGAGGAUCAUCGGGAGCAAGGGCAUUGACCGCUCGCACUCCUGGGUAAACUCUGCUUAUGCCCCCGGGGGCUCCAGAUCUGUGCUGCGCCGGAACCCCAACUCCAGCUGUGAUCUCAAGCAGCCAAACGACCGCAGCUGCAAUCGCAUGUCUGCCUUUCUGGACAGCGUGGCCUUGUUUUCAGUUCCCACAAGGCAGAUUACCAAGAAGCUGCUCCACGAGGAGCUGGCGCUGCAGUGGGUGGUCAGCACCAGCACGGUGAGGGAGGCGGCGCUGCAGCAGGCCUGGUUUUUCUUCCAGCUCAUGACGAAGAGCAUGGCGCAUCACUUGUUUCUGACCUCAAAGCUGGAAGUUCCCCGACGUCAGCGCUUCCCGGACCGGUUUGUGGACGACAUCGCGGCGCUGGUGUGCGCCAUCAGCGCAGACAUCGCCAGCAGAUACCACAAGGAUGUGGAGCUGGUCGAGAGGUUAAACAGCAGUCUGGCCUUCUUCCUGAAUGACUUGUUGUCUCUCAUGGACCGGGGCUUUGUGUUCAACCUCAUCCGCUCCUACUACAAACAGAUUGCCAACAAGCUACACACGGCGCAAAACCCCAGUUCUCUUAACGCCUUGAGGAUGGACUUCAUUCGCAUUGUCAGCAGCCACGAGCAUUACGUCACCCUCAACCUGCCCUGCUCCACCCUGAGCCCCCCGGCCUCCCCGUCUCCGUCCACCUCCUCCACCACCUCACAGAGUUCAGCCUUCUCCAGCAUGGUGCAGGACCAAGGCGUGGCCACCAUGUUCGAGCUGUCCGUCCCUUUCCGCCAGCAGCACUUCCUGUCCGGCCUGCUGCUCACCGAGCUCUCGCUCAUCCUGGAUCCCGAUGGCGACGGGGUUUUCUUCCUUCAUAAAAAGGCCAUCAGCGCCGUUCACUCGCUCCUGUGCAGCCACGACGCCGACCCCCGCUACAUGGACCCGCAGGUCAAAGCUCACGUCGCUCAGCUCUACCUGCCUCUCGUCCCCAUCGUCAUGGAGACGUUGAAUCAGCUGCACGACUUCUCCGACUCCUCGCCUGCCCGGGUCCGCCAUGCCUCCUCCCACGCAGACGACGCUGACCCAGACGGUAGCAGCACUAUCAGUCAGUCUGUUGCCAUGGCGAUCGCCGGCUCCCCCUUGCCGCACGUCAAAACCAACCCAUUUGCGCUGCCCAGCGUGAGCGGCCGGCAGUCCAGCUCCCUGUCGGCCGAGUGCAGCCGGACGCUGCUGGUGUGUUUCCUGUGGGUGCAGAAGAACGCGGACGCCGCUCUCCUGGAGCGCUGGGUGUCGGACUUGUCCGUGCAGCAGAUCAACCGUCUGCUCGACCUGCUGCAUCUGUGCAUCUCCUGCUUCGAAUACAAGGGAAAGAAAACUCUAGAAAGAAUCAACAGCCUGACAUUUAAAAAGUCCCAAGACAUGAAGGCCCGACUGGAGGAGGCCAUACUGGGCACCAUCGGAGCUCGCCAGGAGAUGGUCCGCCGCUGCAGAGAACGGAGUCCGUACGGCAGCCAGGAGAAUGUAAGAUGGAGAAAGAACGUCACUCACUGGAGACAAAAUGCAGACCGAGUCGACAAGUCGAAGGCCGAGGUGGAGCAGGAGUCCGUCGUGGACGGAAACCUCGCCACGGAGGCCUCGCUGAUAGUCCUGGACACCCUGGAAAUUAUUGUCAAGACGGUGGUGGCGUCGGAGUUAAAGGAGAGUGUUUUAGGCGGCGUGCUGAGAGUGCUGCUCCACAGCAUGGCAGGCAACCAGAGCGCCCUCUUCCUGCAGCAUUGCUUCACUACACAGAGAGCUCUGGUUUUCAAGUUCCCAGAGAUGCUGUUUGAGGAGGACACGGAGCUCUGCGCCGACCUGUGCCUGCGUCUCCUGCGUCACUGCAGCAGCAGCGUCGGCUCGGUCAGGAGCCACGCCUCGGCCUCCCUCUACCUCCUCAUGAGGCAAAACUUUGAAAUUGGAAAUAACUUUGCUCGAGUGAAGAUGCAGGUCACGAUGUCUCUGUCGUCACUGGUGGGAACGUCGCAGAACUUCAACGAGGAGCAUCUCCGCCAUUCGCUCAAAACGAUUUUGACAUACGCAGAAGAGGACCACGAGCUGCGCGACACACCGUUCCCCGAGCAGGUCCAGGAUCUGGUGUUCAACCUGCACAUGAUCCUCACCGACACUGUGAAGAUGAAGGAGCAUCAGCACGACCCAGAGAUGCUGAUUGACCUCAUGUACAGGAUCGCUAAGGGCUACCAGAACUCCCCCGACCUGCGCCUGACGUGGCUCCAGAACAUGGCCGGGAAGCACUCGGAGCGCGGGAACCACGCCGAGGCGGCCCACUGCCUGGUGCACAGCGCCGCGCUGGUGGCCGAGUAUCUCAACAUGCUGGAGGACUGCCGCUACCUCCCCAUCGGCUGCGUCUCCUUCCAGAACAUUUCAUCCAACGUGUUGGAGGAGUCGGCGGUGUCCGAUGACGUCCUGUCUCCCGAGGAGGAGGGCAUUUGUGCCGGGAAGUAUUUCAGCGAGCUGGGCCUGGUGGGGCUCCUGGAGCAAGCAGCUGCUUCCUUUAACAUGGCGGCCAUGUAUGAAGCCAUAAAUGAGGUGUACAAGAUUCUCCUGCCCAUCCAUGAAGCCAACAGAGACUUCAAAAAGCUGGCGUCCGUGCACGGCAAGCUGCAGGACGCUUUCAACAAAGUCUACAACCAAAGCUCCGGAUGGGAGAGGAUGUUUGGGACCUACUUCAGGGUGGGUUUCUACGGCUGUCAGUUUGGAGACCUGGACGAACAGGAGUUCGUCUACAAGGAGCCAUCAAUCACCAAAUUAGCGGAGAUCUCCCACAGGCUGGAGGAGUUUUACUCGGAGAGGUUUGGCGAUGUGGUCAAAAUUAUCAAGGACUCCAACCCGGUGGACAAAACCAAGUUAGACCCCAACAAGGCGUACCUCCAGAUCACGUACGUGGAGCCGUUCUUCGACACGUACGAGAUGAAGGAGAGGAUCACCUACUUCGAUAAGAACUACAACCUGCGGACCUUCAUGUACUGCACUCCCUUCACGCUGGACGGCCGCGCCCACGGCGACCUGCACGAGCAGUACAAGCGCAAGACCAUCCUGACCACGUCCCACGCCUUCCCCUACAUCAAGACGCGCAUCAACGUGCUGCACAAGGAGGAGAUCAUCCUGGUUCCCAUCGAGGUUGCGAUCGAGGACAUGCAGAAGAAGACGCAGGAGCUCGGCUUCGCCACAACCCAAGACCCCGCAGACUCCAAGAUGCUGCAGAUGGUGCUGCAGGGCUGCGUGGGAACCACAGUGAACCAGGGCCCCCUGGAGGUGGCGCAGGUCUUUCUCUCAGACAUUCCUGAUGACCCCAAGCUGUUUCGCCAUCACAACAAACUGCGCCUGUGCUUUAAAGACUUCACCAAGAGGUGCGAGGACGCCUUGAGGAAAAACAAAUCCCUGAUCGGACCGGAUCAGCGGGAGUACCACCGAGAGCUGGAGAGGAACUACCACAAGCUGAAAGAAGCCCUGGGCCCGCUCAUCAACCGCAAGAUCCCCCAGCUGUACAGAGCGCUGCCGGCGCAGACGCCACAGACGCAGCGGAACUCCUACAGCAGGUCCAGCCUCCGCAGAGUCGAAUGCUGAGGCCCAGAAAACUGGAAAACAACACAAAGCAGAAACCUUUAGAAAUGAAAUGUGUCCCGUCACGUUCCCCCCACCCACCACCCCCUGCUCCACUGCACGCCAACUGUCACAAGCACACACACACACACACACACACACACACACACACACACACACACACACACACACACACACACACACUGUCCCACACACCCCAUCACCCCCCUGGAGGCCACCCAGUCCGGCCUUUUAGGCCCCUGCCACCACACACACAGCUACGUGAACACACACACACACGCAGUUGGUUGUCACCUCACUACCCCGUCACGCCGCUCUCACACCUCUGUAGGAAUCCCCCCCCCCCCCCCCCCCACCCCAAGGCUGUUUAUACUGGGAGGUGAUCCGCUCUGUAAACACCGCCGAUUGGAGCGAGCUUCAUAGACGCCGACGUUUAUGAACAAAAGCUUUCCGGAGUGAUCCCCUCAAGCUGGAUCCUGGUUUUUUAACUUCAGUUUUUACAAACCAAACGCAGCUUGUACCCAAAAAGGCCCGUCCCCUUCGCUGCAGAUGUUUUUCUUUUUGCGCUCGGUUUGCUUUUGAAGAGGCUGUAGCUUGUCUGUUUUCUGUCACAGGCAUUAUUAUUUUUUUUUUUCCCUGUUUAAUUUGUUUUAGAUUUUCUUUGAAUGUUCCCUGGUGGUAAUCACUGCCAGACUUAGUUAUUAAAUAGUACCAGGGAGUCUUCUUUUGUUAUCAACAGACCAAAUAACACACAUUCCUUCCUUCUCAACUUGUCACCUUUGUGCCGCCGACCCUCAUUAUAAAUGUUGAAUACGGGGAGGCGCUGCGCUCUUUCUCUGCAUGCUCAGGUCAUGUCAGUUCUUACGUAAAAACAGACAUAUUAUUGUCUUCAAACGUGUUUUUUUUUUUUUUUUUAACUGUGAAGUUGUCCUGUAUGCACUGCAGUUACAUCAGAUGUUUAUCUCAGAAGCUCGGACUGCAGCCAGGCCGUCACCUUCGUCCACACAAACAUAUUUAAUCUGUGACGUUUUGCCGUCACCCCGCAGUGAAAUACAUUUCCAUUGUGUAAACUGUCUGUGAAGCCGGUGUCAAAAAGCACUCCAAAUGUUUUAUAUGCAUCUAACCACUCUGGCUGAAUCAGAUUUGCAUCAUCUGUAGCCACUUCCAACUACUGUAUCUAUUAAAUUGCACUUUUGUAAACAAAUUGGAGCACGUUAACACUGUAAUUUCCAAAAGAACUUUUGUUAUUUUACAAGGCUAGAAACUUUUUUUUUUUACCAUUAGAGAAGCAUUUUUAUUUAUUUUACACUGCCUUCUAAUAAAUAUCUCUUCUUACA
Salarias fasciatus (jewelled blenny) is the source of this 7847-nucleotide messenger RNA. RefSeq names its product dedicator of cytokinesis 6 (gene dock6). Gene Ontology annotation, cellular component: cytosol. Bases 154 to 6513 code for a protein of 2119 amino acids. The record is from RefSeq and is a predicted model, not a curated record. Gene Ontology annotation, biological process: small GTPase-mediated signal transduction; positive regulation of GTPase activity. The transcript has 50 exons. Lineage: Eukaryota; Metazoa; Chordata; Actinopteri; Blenniiformes; Blenniidae. Gene Ontology annotation, molecular function: guanyl-nucleotide exchange factor activity.